Messenger RNA from Caenorhabditis sp. 36 PRJEB53466, 1804 nucleotides. The record is from the annotation of a GenBank genome assembly. Lineage: Eukaryota; Metazoa; Nematoda; Chromadorea; Rhabditida; Rhabditidae.
AUGUCCGCCGCCAACUACGCCGUUCAGACGCAUCAGCUCGAGGCGCCCAUCGAAGAGUACUUUUUCGAAGGCGCCGAGAAGCUUCUCGAGCUCUGGUUCUGCAGCUCCAGCAACACCAAAGGAUCGUUGCGUCAAAUCCCGCGCGUGGAGAUCGACGCGAUGCUCGACGUGGCGAGAUGCAAAAUUCUGCACUCGAAGCACAACGAGGCGAUCGAUUCGUACGUGCUCAGCGAGAGCUCGCUCUUCAUCUCCGACACUCGGGUCAUUCUGAAGACGUGCGGCUCGACACGCCUUCUCGCCGCGCUUCCGGUCAUCAUGCAGCUCGCCGGCACCUACGCCCAUCUCGACCAGGUCCAAUCGGUCUACUACUCGCGCAAGAACUUCCUGCGCCCCGACCUUCAGCCCACUCUUCACAAGAAUUUCGACGCCGAGGUCGAGUAUUUGGACAGCUUCUUCGAGGACGGUCACGCCUUCUGUCUCGGAUCGCUCAAACAGGAUCGCUGGUAUUUGUACACGUUCCACCGACAGGUCGAGUUCCCCUCCAACAAGGAACCCGAUCACACGUUGGAGAUUCUGAUGAGCGAUCUGGAUGAGUCGGUGCUGCACAAGUUCACCAAGGACUUCGCCGUCGACGGCAAGGACUGCUUCGAGGUUAGUGGUCGCCGGGUCCUGACUGGUAGACGGUCGGCCAAAUGGCGUUUUCAUGAAUUGAGCAGGUUUUCUUCCGAAUUUUGUGGUCAACGACGAUGAAAAAUGAUUGUUCGGCAUGAAAACACACUAAUUCUCAGAAUUUAUGACGUUUUGGCGCAUUUUUCGCGGACUUUGCUUUUUCGCCUUCGCCGCCGAUAGCCGCCUAAAAACCGCACUUCUCAUUUUGCACUUUCUUGACUGUUUUCCGACAGAAUUGGUUUUGAGAAUGAUAAAUCACGUAAAUACAAGCGUUUUGAGUGCUCGAACCGCGAAAAUUACCGAAAAGCAACUGAAAUUCACGCAGUUUUAGCCAAAAACCUUCAAACGGAAAAAUGUGAUUUGCGACUUGACCACAUUUAACGCUCUUGCGCUUAAAAAAUUCGUAAUAGCCCUAUACAAUCGGCCUAUCGAGUGGCAAAUGAGAAAUUAUCGAUUUUUCGUGGCUAAUCUGGCAAAAAACACAAAUUUUGCUGUUAAAAUUUGAAUUUCGCGCCAAUGUAUCGCUCUAUUAGGCGGGGCGCACUUGCGCGCCCAUUGUUAGCUCUGGAGACCGUGUGGUAAGAUAUUGUUCGUUUCUAGCGCGCCGGCAUCGACAAGAUCAUCCCGGCCGGUGCGGAUGUGCACGACGAACUGUUCGAUCCGUGCGGCUACAGCAUGAACGCCUACAUGAACGACACGGAUCAGUACGCGACGAUCCACGUGACGCCCGAGAAAGAGUUCUCGUUCGCCUCGUUCGAAACCAACCAGGACCUCGUCUGUCUCUACUCGCAGACGCGCAAAGUCCUUCAGUGUUUCAGGUUGUUCACGAAUUAGCGGCAGCCACCCAGAAAUCAGCGAUUUUCAGACCCGGCAAGAUUCUGAUGACCGUUUUCGCCAACGACGUUUCGGUCAAAGGCAAAGACGCGCAACAGCAGCUGUGGGACCGCGAGCUGCCCGGAUAUCGCCGCACUAACGUUCAGUUUGUGAGACUUGAGGUAAAAUUUGCGUUUUUGUGCAAAAAAAAACCCUCACAAAUUUGCAGACGGAAACGCUGGUUUACGCGCAUUUCGUGCGUAAAUCCACCCAAGAUUCGACAUCAUCGAGCGACGAGGACGACGGUGAACGCUCUGAUUGA